Molecule: messenger RNA, 14723 nt
Organism: Porites evermanni
Lineage: Eukaryota; Metazoa; Cnidaria; Anthozoa; Scleractinia; Poritidae
Source: the annotation of a GenBank genome assembly
GACAAUUCAAAAUGGCGUCCUCCUCUGUCUGUGCGCGAUUGUUUGGAAUCAUAAUAUUUUCUGUUUUCUAGGAAUUUUAUUGCGAAAUGAUGUUUGGGCUAUUUUCUAAAAUAUCAGAGUAUGUCUGGGGGACAGAAGGGAACGAAGGAACAAACUCUGGAGUUUCUAAAGUGCGUUUACGCAAUGACAAAUCUGAAAGCUCAUGUUCACCACAGAAAAGCAUAUUGAAGAAAGAUCUUUUUGGUAAGGUAACGAGGUUGUACGAUGGUGCGGGAGUCAUUGAGGAAGAUAUUUACUUUACUUUUGACACGGUAAUGGGCGGAGCUCGGCCAGAGAUUGGAACAGAAGUACAUGUUGAAGCUGUGCGUGAGAAAGAAACCACAGGUUGGAAAGCGGUUCGUGUUCAAGUCAUGUCCGAAUGGAAUCUUGACAACACAAACGAUAGCUCAGCACCGGAAACAUUUAUUGGUACAAUAACAAACGUGACAGAUGACUCAGGGGUCGUAGAUAAUGACAUUGAUUUUAAAUUAUCGUGUGUGAGGUUUGGUUAUGUUCCCGUCCAAGGAGACUGGGUCAAGCUAGACCUGGAAAAAACACCAAAUGGUACGGCUGAGGUCCGGGGGGUAAUGCCACUACGAGAAAAAAAUCUCACAGGAGUGGUGACAUAUUUGUGCUCGGGAUUUGGAUAUAUUGAUAAGGAAGUAUUUUUCUCUUGUGGAGUAUGUACACGGGGUUAUAGACCUCGUCAAGGAGACGUUGUAAAGGCUACAGCCAUAGAGUCAAAACAGGGUAGAGCUGUGUGGAGAGCUACUAAAGUGGAGCCAAAGAGGAAAGAUCGUGCAGCUCUAAGGUGUGUUCAAGUUGCUUAAUCAAUGUCAUCAGACUAGUACAAAUAGCUGAUGUCUGAUUAUUCAUUCCAGUCAGACACUUUAUUUUUAUGCUGGAUUGCAACAGUUAUGUGUGGCAUUGCAUAUUUACGCCAACUAACUAUAAGUUUGAGUUUUAGUUUAAGUAAAAUAAUUGAGUCUCUGCUGCAUCCUGUCAGAAUGCCUGACUGAUGGUCUUCCAGAUGUUUUGGUGACCUGAGUUGUGGCUGCACUCUUUCACUAUUGCAUGAGUCUCUGCAAAUCUCUCACUGCCGCACUCUUUCAGAGUGCCUAGCUAGGUGGUGCAGCUGUUUUGGUGACCCUCUGUAUUUAAUAUAACAUCUGCUGCUGGAAACAGGACCACCAUUCAAAGGUCUAGUCAUAUGCAAAGCAAAGGCAGUGUAUUCAUUUCUCAGUUAUUUCAAAUACAUGUAGUAGACCCUGAGAAGUGGUCCAGAUCUUGGACUGACUGCCAGCUCUGCUGUCCAAUGCCUUACCAACUAAACUGUCCCGAUCACCUUAGCUAAUAGUUUUACAUUGUAAGAGGUUUGCUAUCUUAUUAUAGUCCAUCACCACACUGUCAAAUAUUCAUGGGAGGUAAGAUGGCAGAGCUUAUGAGAAACAAAGAAGAAUUGAUCAUCACAGAUCAGCUGGAUCUUGGAGAUGUCUUAUUAGGGGAAUCAAAAUCUCUGACCAUAGUUAUAAGGUAAGAACUGUUAAUGCCCAUAAUGUGGCCAUCAAUAAUCUCUUUUAUACUACUACAUGAAAAAUUUCUGCAAUUUGAUUGGCUUAGAGCAGUGGUAUUUCAGCUUAAUUUGAAAUACCUACAUGUGAAAAUUACAAACCUUUUGCGGGUACUAGUAUAAACAUGUAAUAGCAUGAUUUGUACUUUUUGGCAUGAAUACCACUCGUGAUAUUUCAAAAUUGCCUCAAAUUUCACUCGCCAAAUGGCUCGUGAAAUUACGUAUAACAGUUUUAAAAUAUCACUCGUGGUAUUUAUGCCAAAUAUCACUACAAAUAAUGCUAUUACCUAUACAAAUUAAAGAGUUUGAUUUCAUCGUAAUUAUUUGUGAUGCAUGCUACUGCAUUAAGGAAAAUUGAACUGUUUUUGCGUCUUUGUUGUUGUUGUUGUUGUUGUUCUUUGGGAUUGGGGAUUUCUUAUUUCUCUUCAAGAGUGGUUAAUCGAUAUAAUUAUGUUUCACUUUAUAAUUGUCAGACCAUAAAAAUAUUAUUUUUGACUUGUUUUAACAACAGUAAUCAGGGUGAGAAAGGACAGAUAUUCCAGUCUUGUAUGUCAGUCCGAGAAGAUCCUCAGUUCUUGGUUCAACUGGGCAGCAAAGAACCAGCCCAACUUGACACUUGUGCACAGCUGCAGCAGCAGACUUUGUUGUCACCUGGCAUGGAGAUACCUUCAAAACAAGCUAAGCAUCUAAUGGUCAUCUUCACUGCAAAGUAUGUACAAAAGACAACCUUUAAAACUGGAUCAAGUUUAUCUAACAUACUGAAAUUGACUUUAAUGUGAAUGGUACGAGUCAAAUUUGAAUUCCAGGUUAAUUUUGAUUUAACCCUCCCCCUCCAAUACAUUCAAAAUUGGGGUAGGUAGCUCAAACGACAGUGCAACAUUGCAUGGGGUGGGAGAGGGAAAGCUUUGUUUUUGCCUUUUGAAUUCAGCAAAAAUGCCAAAAAGGCCCUUUACAUGUGCAAUGUAGAUCAAAGUGUCUCAACUAAUUUUGUAUCAGAGUAUAGUUUAUUAAAUUAAUUAAUAAUAAUAAUAAUAAUAAUAAUAAUUAAAGUAAAAACUAAUGGGGAUAUACAUGCUAAUUAUCAUCCCAAAUUUUUUUUGUCAGUUUAUCAGCAAUCACUUUGAACUUGAAAAUGGCGUGAAGAUGACACCGAAAUGUCAUUCGUUCUUAUCUGCAAUAUUUUUUUUACUUGUUUCUGUAUAACUAAACCUUUGCUUAUUAAUAAUUAAUAAUAACAAUAUUCCUUUAGUUACCUUCAGCAGUAUUUAUAGCACUUUUGCUAGUGGGGCUGAGAAAAUGACUGAAACAAAUAAUCUAAAUCAAACAAUAACAGGGUUAAGAAUCCCAAAUGGCAGGAGGCAAACCAGCUGGCUAUUUACAAGCGUGGUCCAGGAUUUGAACUCUGGACUACUGUAAACAAAUCCAGCUAGCGGCCAGGGCUGGACUUGAACUCAGGGCCUUGGAAUUGUAGGUCCCGCGCUCUUACCAGCUCUACCAUGCUGCCUCCUCAAUAUACGUGUAUGGAAGAGAACUAACUUUUUUGCUGCAUAAUUUCUUGCUUUGUAUUUUGCUCUUUUUCCUAAAGGAACCUUGGUAGAGUGAAUCAUGUUUUAGUUUUCAACUUUAAUGGCUUUGAGAUUGGAAGAUGUAUCACUGCAAGUGUCAAAGAUGUCAAUCAGGUUCUCAUGAGACCAUCAGCACCUUAUCAAAGAAACUACAGCAGAACUAAACAUGCUCUGAAAAAAGUUGCUGAGAGUGUGACUGGAGAGGAUUGUAUCAUUCCGGGAGAAAGACCAGUUCGGUGUGUUAAUGCACAACUACGUUGAUUUGUAUAUCUAAGACUAAGUUCUCACUUCUUGGAGUUAUUACUGCUAUAAUGGAACAUACAUGUCAGUAAUUAAACAAAAAUAAAUAUUUUACUUCGUGAUACCUGGAUAUCCUUCUAGUCUUAAUUGUUUCGGUAUAACCUAUUAGGAACACUAACUUUGAUCUUACUUAGAGUAAAUGUUCGGGGAUGGGUAAGAGGGCUUUUCCCACAAUCUAAUUCUGAUUCCCGAUAUCAUCAUGACCAAGUUAAAAACCUUUUACAGUCACAUAAACCAUGUAGUGUGUAGUUUAAUUGACAAUUUAGUAACUUGACAUGUGAAGGUGAAGAAAUCUUAAUUAUAACAGUAUACAAAAUGCGAGACUUGGAAAUUUCCUAUAUAAUGAAUGGAUGUGUAUGAUGACAUUGCAGAAAGCGGAAGUUGUUUCUUCCUGUGCAGUUGGGUCAGUAUGGUAUUCCAAGAGAUAUCAGGAGUUGUGUUCUCAAUGGUAGAGAUCUGGGUGAUGUUAUUCCUGCAUUAAGAGAGGUGAGUUUAUGCAGCCUUUGUAUCUACAUUUGUUGUUGCUGUUGUCAGGUUUCCUGUCUAGUUUAAAUUUGUGAGAAUCUGGUGUACAGUUAUUGCUUUUCAUGUAUCAAUUUGAACAAUCAUGUUUUGUGUUCUAGCCCUUGAGCUUAAAGAAUUAUGCAGCUAGGUUCUCCACGCUUCUUUAUGCCGAAGAACUUCAAAUGGAAAUAGACAUGCGGGAGUUUGACAUGGAAAGGGUAUGAAUUUCAUUGACGUAAUGUUUAAAUGUCAACAUGUUCUCACUUGUCAGGGGCGGAUCCAGGAUUUUUUUUAGGAGGGGGUGCACUCGUCUCUUGCUCUACUUCAACACCAAUAAACCACAUAGUUUUUUUUUUCGCAGAAUACCAGUUGUAUUAGAAAUCCGCAGGUCAUCUCAGGGGGGGGUGCGCACCCCCUGCACCCUCCCCCUAGAUCCGCCCCCGCUUGUUACCUUGGUUCAAUAAAGUAUUGUUUUAUCCAAUAUACCAAUUUCAAUAUGUAUUUACUGCUCUCUUAUGCUGUCUUGCUUAUAUCUAAUAAUAAAUCAAACAAAGUCGCAAAAAUUAAUGCAUGGCUCUUGCUUGUUUCUUGCCAGGUUAACAUGAAUGUUUGUGGGGAGUUUCUGAGUCUUGAAGUUCCUGGAUUAUCAGAAGGCAGACCCUCACUUUUGCUUGGUGAUAGAGUUGUUGCAUCACUGUCAGGUUUGCUCCAGGUUAUUGCUACGACCUUCAAAGUUCAAAGAGCAAUUUUCCUGUUCUUAAAUGCAGAUUAAAUUUUUCUUUCCUAUUUUCUAUAGGAAGUUCAUCGGAGGCACCCAAAUACGAAGGUUACAUUCAUGAGGUAAAUACAUGGACAAACUAAUUUUAGCCCUUGAAAACAUUCCAUGUCAUAUUUUACCACAAUAACAGUGGCUAUUUAUCUAGCCUGUGAGAAAGCUCACGGAUGUGCAGUCAGGUCACGGGGCUCUUCCCUUCCCCACCCCCAUAUAUGCAUACCCGGGAGCCCCAGGAGAGCUUGCUCGAAGGCUACAAUUUAUCUGCGAGUGGCUCUCUGAAAAUUAACCAUUUGUUCCUGUAAUGUUUGUAGGUUUGCAAGGACAACAUUUUGCUGAAAUUCAAUGAACAAUUCCACCACAGAUUUGCCAUGCAGGAAUGUGAUGUCAUGUUCUACUUCAACAGGUUCUAACCAUGUUAAGCAUGCAUUAUGAUUCAUUUAGUAACUCAACCCAUUUAAAAGUAGCUAAUGGAAACUUGAGAUGUGUUCAAACAACAAUUGAAAUAUAAAUAAGAGUGUAUUAUAACAGCUUAUACACGUGUAAGAUCAAGUGUUUGCUAAGUGAUUUGCAUGGUUAGGCAGUUCCUAAUAAUUGCAGUACUGUUGUCACUGCAUCGUUUUCACGUUUGAGUUUUGCUGGUUUUCAUAACCAGUCUCCCCUACUAACUAUCUGUUCAUACUUCACUAGCUGUUAUAUGAUGUCGAUCAGAUCGUCACUUACAAUCUAUGUGACAAUUAAGGUUAUUCUCUCUUGUUUUAACCUAUUAGAACCACAUUAAGACGAGCUCAUCGAGCUGUGGAAUUUGCUUUGUCUCUUGGUGAAGAAGGUAUUACUGCCAGUCAGGCACUUGUCUUCNUUCCUGUAAUGUUUGUAGGUUUGCAAGGACAACAUUUUGCUGAAAUUCAAUGAACAAUUCCACCACAGAUUUGCCAUGCAGGAAUGUGAUGUCAUGUUCUACUUCAACAGGUUCUAACCAUGUUAAGCAUGCAUUAUGAUUCAUUUAGUAACUCAACCCAUUUAAAAGUAGCUAAUGGAAACUUGAGAUGUGUUCAAACAACAAUUGAAAUAUAAAUAAGAGUGUAUUAUAACAGCUUAUACACGUGUAAGAUCAAGUGUUUGCUAAGUGAUUUGCAUGGUUAGGCAGUUCCUAAUAAUUGCAGUACUGUUGUCACUGCAUCGUUUUCACGUUUGAGUUUUGCUGGUUUUCAUAACCAGUCUCCCCUACUAACUAUCUGUUCAUACUUCACUAGCUGUUAUAUGAUGUCGAUCAGAUCGUCACUUACAAUCUAUGUGACAAUUAAGGUUAUUCUCUCUUGUUUUAACCUAUUAGAACCACAUUAAGACGAGCUCAUCGAGCUGUGGAAUUUGCUUUGUCUCUUGGUGAAGAAGGUAUUACUGCCAGUCAGGCACUUGUCUUCUUGACCUUUUGCUUAUUUUGUUCAUGUGCUUGUUUCCACCCCAAUACAUGUUGUGCACUCUGAACUAAUUGGUUUAUCCAAAUAGGCUGCGAGUUAUGCUCAGGUCUAUAGGUUUUGCUUGUUUUAGUUUAAAAUGCUACUACAUGGAAUGUACAUGUGUGUAUUGUGUGUAUUGUUGACUACCAAACCUGUGUCCAAUACAAUGGCCACAUAAAUAAAUACAUAAAUAAUGAUUUGGAGGUAGCACAUCCACAAAGUGGGUCUUUGUCUCCCUCAUUCCUGGUCGAAUUGGAAUUUGGAAGUGUUGGUUUUUAAGGAGAGGGGAAAACCGUGGUACCUGGAGAAUACCCUCACAGAGCAAGGGAGAGAACCAACAACAAACUCAACCCACAAAUGGCUUCGACACCAGGAUUUGAACCCUGGGCCACUUUGGCGGGAGGCGAGUGCUGUCACCACUGCUCCAUCUUCGCUCCCCAGUCAGUGUUGCACCUCCUGCCAUGGUCAUAUUAGCCAAAACUUUUUUUGAUUUUCAUUUUGUGAGAUAUAUUGCCCACUUGUCCACCUUUCAAAAGAUAUACUGUCAAUUUAUUUAUAGUUUUGUGUUCGUAUUCUUCAAUGUAGCAGUCCGGAGAACAACCUUAUAUUUUCUCUACAAUGAAGAUUAAUAAAACAUACAAUUUUCCUUGCAGUAUUGUUUCCAAGGUCACUGUCUCCAAAGUUACCCGUAGUGAGUCUGACAGUGGGCGGCUCACCAGAAAAAGAACAGGAGGACAAGAAAGGAUCAGGUAUAUUCGACGUCAAUGAAUGAUGGCUUAGAUGGCCCUAUUUUUUUUUUACUAGUUAUAGCUUUUAAUUGGAAAAUUGAUAAAGUUCUUUUACCGUUUGUCAAGGAAUAGCAUCGGACAAAGCAAAAGAGAAAUGUUCCAGCACAGUCGUGACAGAUAAUUUCCUGUAUAAUUCGUCUCUGAAUGAACGUCAAAAGGCUGCUGUUUGUCGUAUUUUGAGUGGUCAGUGUCGUCCAUGCCCUUAUCUUCUGUUCGGUCCUCCAGGGACAGGCAAGACCAUCACAGUUGUGGAGGCAAUUCUACAGGUACUGUGAGUCAGCAGCAGUUUUGAAAACCAUAGAUUAGGGAGUAAUAUGGAUUCAUAGAUCAAGCGCUACUUGGGCUUUUCCGAGUAGGUGCGGCGCUAUGGGUAAUGGGAAUUUUGGGUGUGAAGCAGGAAGAACCAUGGGAAAGCUUGAAAAAGCAAGGACACCUGGGAAGGCUCAACGUGAAAAGCGCCAAAAGCUUUUCGUUUUUCGCCAAUCCCAUGCCCUUUGCGCUGCGAUUACAGCCGCAAAUCUUUAGAAGUGCCUGGGUAUGAAGCAGUACUGGUAAUAAUUCUGACAGGAAGAUCAGCAGUUCAUCAAAUUAUCAAGCUUUAUGUAGAGAUAUCGAGGAAGAAUGAGUGUGUUGCAGUACGCCCGCUUACAGAGAGAUGCAUGGCUAAUUGGGUCAAUAAUAUACUUCUUGAGUAAAUUAUUAUAGAUUCGGUCGUACACCAUCGGCCAUCCUGUAUUUUAUACUUAUUCUUAGGUCACCCGCUUGAUAACGACAAGUUGUUAAUUUUAGUGUUCUAUUGAUUUCUGUCAUACAUUUUAGAUUUUUCACAGAAUUCCUUCCAGCCGAAUCGUGGCUUGUACGCCCUCGAACAGCGCCGCUGAUUUGAUUGUAAGUAGCUAUGACAAUAGCCUAAGUAGCGGUCAUUUCUGAGGAAAGGGGAGAGAAUGAAGGGCCAGGAGAAACGAGUUCUCCUCCCCUUCCGCGUCCUCUAAAAUCUCCUAAGGAAGGCCCGAUACUCCGGCUUCUUAUCACACAUAUAUGUAACACAUAUAUUCUCUUGAGAAUCCGAGGAAAAAACACAGCUAGUGAUGAGUGUGGAACUCGAACCUGUCAAGAUCACGUGUCCAACUUGCUGACCAAUGGGCCACGUCACGUGAAGCCCACGAUCCUUACCGCAUUCUUAAUCAUUCUGUUUUGCUAGGCAGAGCGUCUACACGCGAGCGGCUUUAUCCAGGCGGGAGACAUGGUGCGAUUGAAUGCAAUUCAGAGAGCGCAGGAUAUCCCAGAAGCCAUUGAGGCAUAUUGUACUGACACAGACCAGCUUGACACGGUGGCACAUUAUCGCAUUAUUAUCAGUACCUGCAGUACAGCUGGUCAGCUGUAUUCUCUUGGGCUGCGCGCUGGUCAUGUCACGCACGUGUUUGUCGAUGAGGUUUGUAAUGUAACUAAGUUGAAGUUUAUAUCUUCAUAUAGUUCUCUUUACUGUAUAAUGUAAGUACAAUAAUUUUGUUUCAAUUUACUGAUUUUGUUAAAUUAACCAGGGCAAGCACCUCGUUCAAUUGAAUCGCUCCAAAAGUCAUCUUCAUCAACACUAUCGAUAAAACCAACUUUUUGUAUUUCCUCUCGAGCGAUGCAAAUAAGCCGUAUUAAGGUAUUAAAAAGUCGCAAUUAUUCACCAAAAAUAUAACUUAAGAUGAGACGGUCGACCCAAGGUGUCAAUUAAAAUCGAUAAACUUAUAUUUGGGUUUGAGAAGAAGUAACAAUCCCAGUAAGUAAACAGUGUCAAUUAUUGCAGAGUUAUUAUGUGGUGGCGAGUAGACUUGUUGGUGGCGAGAUGACCGUAAACCGAUGGAGACAGGGGGGAGAGGGUCGGACACAUGUUUGUAACCAGAUGAGUUCUAUUUCGAUCUGUCGACGUAAAACAGGGACCCGGCUUUUCUCUUUGAUUCUAUUUAAGACGGUCUUUGUCAUAGAGCCGUAAACCUGCUACUAUGCCGCUAUCACUUCUGUUGUGUUAGAAUUGUGUAAUUGUCAGUAUAAACCAGCGAACUGUUGAAUGUUAUUAUUUCAAGUGUAAUGUUUGUUAUUGGUGUAUGCAGGCUGGCCAGGCUACAGAGCCCGAGUGUCUUGUUGCAGUUGGACUUGCCGCGGGGGAUGAUGGGCAGGUAAGAAUGUUAUCAUAGAAUAAUCGUGUUCACUAUUUGGUACUCUGAAAUUCUGACAGUUUCACUUUAUUGUUUUGUUGUUGAAGGAAGUGGAAGGUUUGAAAGAAAUUCGUCGAAGUAUUUUUAAGUGCAUGCACUCACGUACAAAUUGACACAGGUCGUGUAUGUUAAAACAACAGUGUCUUUUAGUUCUUUGCUUUGAUGAAAUAUAGGUUGGUUUCAAAUUCUGAUUAUCACUUGAGGAACAAUUUAUCCACAGCGCUCAACCUUACGGGAGCAGUUAUAUUAUAUCAUUAUAAUUUAUAUUGAUAUUGUUCCAGACUUCAGAAGUGAUUCGUUGUUUUAUUGCAAUAAAAAGAUGAAUCACUUCUGAAGUCUGGAACAAUAUCAAUAUAUAAUAAUAAUAAUAUAGGCUGGUUUCCAUAUAAUCGACCCGAUCGUUCCGAAAAAAGUGAAACGACCCGGACAGUUAUGUGGAAACUGUUUUUCGGACAGAAUUGGCUGUAUUAUUUUACUAACUUUGUGUUCUUAAUCCCCUGUAGGUUAUUCUGGCCGGUGAUCCUUUCCAACUCGGCCCAGUCCUACAGUCGCGUAUUGCAGCAUCUUAUGGACUGAACAUCUCACUUCUGGAGCGCUUAAUGAGCAAUCCGCUGUACUGUAGGAACGAAGACAAGUUUUCAGAUCAUGGUUGUUAUGACCCACUUCUAGUUACUAAACUUGUUAAUAAUUAUCGCUCGCACCCCGCUGUGUUGAAACUGCCUUCGGCUGUGUUUUAUCACGACGAACUGAUUCCAUGCGCUGAUGAAGGAAUGAGAGAAAUCUUGUGUCAGUGGGAUAAGCUACCAAAUAAAGGAUUUCCAGUCAUUUUUCAUGGUCUCAAGGCAAGUUCUUGUGCAGGAAAGGAUAUAGGUAUUUGUUUUGAAACAGCACUAACACUAAACAUCGCUAAUUGUUUCUCGAGAUUUUAAGACAAGUUUAUUGUUUAGUGAAUGAUUGUUUCAAUUGAAUAGAGGGUUUUCACUCACGUGACCAGCAUCUAUGCAAAUUUACUGAAACAAAAGGAAGCGUUUACAUAAGAAAAGAGUUCAACUCCCUCAGGAUUUGUUCGGUACACCAACAUGGCCGCCGUUUUAUUGUUUUGGAACACCAAUAUGGCCGCCGUGACGUCAUGUGAAAACGCUCUAUAUGCUCUCCAGUUACUUGCCCUCAUUCAUGCCCAUGGUCAUGCCCAUACCGAGGGUGCAAAGAAAAUCAGUGUUACAGCCUGCCAUUUGGGCAAGCUGUAGCUAGCAUGUACUAGCCCACAAGUUAUUUCAACUAGCCCCAAAACCCUUUUUUGAUUAGCAGGAUUGAUUAUAAUCCCUCUGUAAUUUGAAUUUCCCCAAAAAACAGCACUUGCCCGUCAGGCAAGUAAAGUACAAAAAUCACUAGCCCGAUAGCAAAAUCCAUUAGCCCCAGGCUAUCGGACGCGACUCUCUUUGCACGCUGAUAAUGCAGGAGAAAUUAUGCGCUACUGUGAAAAACUCUCUUUUAGUCCAACAACUGUAGUUAUAUUUUGACCCGUCAUAUUACUUGGUGCAAAAUGUUGGGUUAGGGGAGGGGUAGGUGGGCAGUUUCCCUGAAACCUAAAUUGAUCCGUUCACUUAAUUACUCUGUUGCUACUUUUCUUGAAGGGAGAAGAUCUACCCACCUAACCCUCCCCUCACUCAACGUCAACAUUUGGGUCUCACUUGGGGCAAAAUGUUACGUAAGGGCAGGGGUAGAUGAGUAGUUUCCCGGAAACCUAAAUUGAACCGUUCAGUUUAUUACUUUGUUGCUACUUUUCUUGAAGGGAGAAGAUCUACGUGAAGGCAACAGCCCAUCCUGGUUCAACCCGGUAGAAGCAAUUCAAGUUACAAAGUAUCUACAGGCUCUUAGAUCAAGUGACAAAUUCUCCCUUAGCCUGUCUGAUAUUGGAGUUAUAACACCUUACAGAAAACAGGUGAGUAUUUUUCGCAUCCUAUAUCUAUGCGUACAUCAUAGGCGAUUACCACUAGUAACUAGACGUAAUCAUUGAUUACGGAUCCGCGUUCGUCACUUACGGAAACGAAAUCGAGUCGAAAGGAGUCCAGUUUCGCGGCCGAGAUGCCGCUGAUUAAUACUGGCGGCUAAUCGGCAGUCGCCCGUGAUAGCUCGAAAAUAUCUGCCUUUGUGUCACAGGAACACCAGAUUAGGGUGCGUUCUCACGAACGCGCUAAUAAAACAUUAUCAACUACACUCGACUGAUCCCGAUCUAAGGCUUCAUUUCCUUUGGCAAGUUGGUGAUGAUUUCAUCAACCCCUGCAAAACCUAGUUUGAUCCCAGAAACAAGUCCUAAGAUCUGCUCAAGCAAUCACUUAUGACGGGCAAUUAUGACAGAUGUUGCCACUCCAAUCUAUAUUAGAGGAUAUUAAACCGGAUUAUAGGAAUCAAAGAGUAAUCGAAGGCUUUUGUUGUUGUUGUUUGUUUGUUUGAGGUGGGAGGAGGGUUGGGGUGUUUCCUUGACUUGGGAAAAUUCUGCAAACUGUAAUUGCUAAGUAAUAAAUGCGACGCCGCACCUUCCAAGUUUGCGGUGUAAAUUCAUCGCCUCGAUAUAGAAGUUUUUGUGUGCCAAUGUUAAAAUCAUUUACAAAACUAACUAAACACAACAAGGAUCAACAAUCACAAAACGAAAUUUGUCUCUGAUUUUCACGCUUGAAGUGCCCCUGGCCUUUGAUUGUGCGCGGUUGACUGACGCCUCUUUUUACUAAUAGUGGCCUGAUUGUAGCUAGCUAUCCUCCUUUUGUUCAAGAAUAUCAUUGGUCAGAGCUCUCGUUAGUUAUUCGAUAGGCUGAUUACGAUUUUGGUUUUGGUCGCUCCAUUUGACUCGUAGGUAGAGAAACUUCGCCUUUUGCUGGAUCGUUUUGGAUUGGGUGAAGUGAAGGUUGGAUCUGUGGAGGAAUUUCAGGGGCAGGAAAGACUUGUUAUCAUCAUUUCAACUGUAAGUCAUGCCUUAGCCUCCAACAUAAUGCAGCUCAAGGCCCCGCCUUGUCCACUCGUGUCCGUUUUUGUUUCAAAACUGAUAUUUUUUUCCUUCGAUUUUGGCCUACCGUCCACACGUAUCCAAUGAAAACGGUCACUGAAAGCGGAUCUUUUCAAAAAAGCUCUUCAGAGUAAAGAUUUUUGAAAACGCCGGCUUUUUGUUUGCGUGUGGACAGAUGAAAACGGAGGUUUUCCAAUACGAUGAUGUCAUACAUCAUAUACUUCUAGCAUGACGCAUGCUCCGUAAGGGAUGCUAUGCUGCUUUCAUAUGGAUGGUCAAAACGAUUCGAAUACACUACGUAAGGAUACGUAUUUUUUGAAAACGGAGAAAAAAAAUUUCCGUUUCCAAAAAUAUCCGGGUACGUGUGGAGGGGGGCUAAAAGUAGCCAAAGCUAGCCUCGCCAUAGUUUACCGAACAUUUCAAGGUCCCAUAAAACCAACAAUUUCUGUUUACAGCACUAUUUUCGCGUUGUAAGUGUUGCGACAUACUUGCAGAAGUGCUGUGAUCAUUACCUUUUGUACUUACUUCGAUGGUUAAAUUUUCUCACAGUCGUUUACAAAUUAUAACUCGCCUGUAAGUUGGCUGCAGGCGAAUGUCUACCAAAGCCUAAAUUGAAAUAAAUACGGCUAAAUUUUUAAAACGUAUCUUUUUUGUCUACCCAAGUUUUCCAAGUAGCAGUGGUUCUCCCCUUUCGUGCGUCUGCUGUCCAGUGUUUGUCACUAAUCGUGUCGGACUUAGCUACAGUACAUUCCUUUUUUUGUAUUUAGUUUUUGUAACAGCAAACCUUUUUGAAGUAAACGAUACGUCCUUCAUAAUUUCCAGCCUGUGUACAGACGUCCCCCCUCCCUCAGGAAAAAAUCGGGAGGGGGGACGUCUGUACAUGGGCCACAUAAUUUCCUGGCAUUCAUCUGUCGAAAUAUUAUGCGUAAGUAGUUACUAUAGCCAGUUGUAUGAGACGUGCACUGCUCCUCGUAAAUCUCUGCACAGUGAUUGGUUACUGAUUCGUUUAUGCCCUGUGAUCUGCUACAGGUUCGUUCAAACGAGUCAUUGGUUGGUGUUGAUGUACGUCAUAGUGUUGGUUUCCUUAGCAAUCCCAAGAGAUUUAAUGUGGCUAUCACUCGAGCCCAGGCUUUGCUCCUUGUUAUUGGUAAUCCACAUGUUCUCUGUCAGGUGAGUAAGUUAACUUCAGUCCGUGGAUUAGAUCUGGUUAGUCGUCGUUAAGUCGACUUCAAGUUUUUUUUUAGAAGUAUGGCCGUUUUUGUACGAUCUGUUGACGUCCAUGUCAUUAAAAAUUGUCGACAAGAGGAUACUUCAAAACGGGUCACGUGGUAACUCCUGGUAUUUUGUCAUGUGCAUAGCUUCCCGUUUCUUAAGCUUGAUUUUUUUUUCUGCGGCGUUUGCCCGUAAAGUUAUAUAAAGUUUAACGGUGAGACAAAACGAGUCAGUGUUUUAAAGCCAAGAGGGUUAGCCUAAUAAUAGGAAAAUAGAGGAGAAAUAGAACCAAAAGAAAUCCGUAGCUGUUUGAUUCCCCGCCUACUUGUCGUACGUACCCAGCAACUUGAAAUUUUAUUGACAGCCGUUACCUAUUCCUUCAGAUUAGGUAAGCCCAGUAAGUCGUGGUUCCAAGGUUGAACAUAUACUUCUAUUGAGUGCUAUUACUGACUACUUGUAUCACUUUGUAAAGUUGGUAAUAUAACAGUGUUUUUUUGGUUUAGGAUCCAUACUGGUGCUGCCUUCUUCAGUACUGCGUUAUGAAUGACGCGUAUGUUGGCUGCCACCUCCCGUCUUUGGACCAACAAUUCCUUCAGGUUAGUUAUCCACAGGCAGAUUCAAUUAAAUUUUUGUUUCAACACGCUCAAUUAAAAUUCACUUGAGAAAAAAAAAUUGCUGUUGUUUGUUUGUUUGUUUGUUUUUGUUGUUGUUGUUGUUGUUUGUUAAAAUAUUUAUGCUUAAUUUUUUUUUUUCUGGUAGGAGGAAUUUCAAGAAGCUGCUACUUUACUCGACAAAGCACUUUCCUCUCAGGUGAAAUCACAGAAGAUUACAAACGAAGAAGCACCCCUUGAGAAUGAAGAUGCCAGGAUACCCAACAAUAAUAUCACCCUCUUACCUCCACAGAAUCCGAGUGAGAACCCAAAGAGCAAUGAUCUGAAGGAGGACUUACGCCAGCUGGUUGGACAGAACAAGAAUGUGACUUUCUAUCAAAAUAAGUUCGUUUCUAAAUCUCUAGACCAGGAGAGUGAAAACUCUGGGACUGAGUUACAAAGUCAGAAACAAAACUGUUUUUUAAGAUCGAAUGGAGACUCUUCAAGUAUCAGUCAAAAAGCUGUUGAUGUCAACCACGGACAUGCGUCAACAGAAUUAAAUGAAUUGGAUGUUGUCAAAAAGGGGAACCCGCAAGAUUCCGAAAGCGACGAUGAACUCGAAGAAUUUGUAUUUCAACCUAGAACAACAACAAAGUAAAUAUUGAAGUGAAAAUUCCGUUAAAACUGGACAAAGUCCGAAUAAAAUUCUGCUAGAAAGGUC